ACACAGCUCCAGGAUCCGUUUCCCCCUCUGCCCCAACACGUCAGUUCAAUUCCUUGGGCAUUUUGUGUGGGGCUGGGACCCCUGGCUCGCUGCAUGGCAUCUCCUGGGACACACUGAAUCCUUAAGGUCCCUGCCCCGGGUGUCCCCAUGGCGAUGCGUUGGCGACUCUGUGUGUGCAGCCUGGGGAUCCUCCUCCUGGCGCCGUGUUCUCUCUCUGAGAAGUUCUCUCUGGCUGGCUCCCCACACCCCGUGGUGGGGGUAGUUGGCCGGGAUGUGGUGUUACCCUGCCAGCUCUCGCCCCCGGCCCGGCUGCCCAGCAUGGAAGUGCUGUGGAGGAAAACUGGAUCAGGCUUUAUCCCGGUUCACAAGUACUCGGAUGAGGGUUCCCAGGACCUGCCAGGGGAGGGUUACCAGACCCGGACAGAGCUGUUCCCGCAGGAAUUCAGCAGUGGGAACGUCUCCUUGAAGCUGAAACGGCUCCAAGUGGCGGAUGAUGGGAAAUACCAGUGUCUUGUGAGGAACCCAGAAUGGACCCAGGAAGCCACCAUUGAGCUACGGGUUGCAGCAGUGGCUCCAGUGUUCAUUGACGUACUGGGCCCCCGUGAUCAGGGGAUCGGGCUGGCCUGUAGAACCGCAGGCUGGUUCCCCAAACCCAAACUCCAGUGGGUUGGAAAGAACUGGCAGAACCUGGCAAUGGAGAGUGUGACCGACAUGACUCAGGACAGGGAGAAUCUGUAUAGUGUUGUGAGUCACGUCACUGUCACAGAAGGGGAAGAGAAUGGAGACAUCAGCUGCAUAGUGUGGAAUGGCCUGCUGGAGACUGAGCAGAGAUCUGCCAUUCACCUCUCAGGUGACAUCUUCCCCCAGGUUUCUCCCUGGCUGGCUGCAUUCUGGAUAUUGUUCACUCUGGUUCUCAUUGCUGCUGGAGCUUGUGCAUAUCUUGGAUACACAGCGAAGCGAAAGGCCUCUCAGAAGAAACGCUCUAAAGAGGGUGCUCUGUUACUUCUUGAGACUGAGAAGAAGACCUGGGAAGCAGAGCGAGAUGAGCUGCAUAAGACAAUUGAAAACGUGAGGAAUGCCUUGGAAUCAGACAAAGCGGUCAGAGAACUAGAUUUCAGGAGGGCUCGGAGCUACAUGGUUCCCAUCACCCUGGAUCCAGAUUUCAAACACCCCGAGCUCACCAUUUCUAAGGAUGGCCGAAUAAUUCAACACGACCCUGCCUCCCUAGGGCUGGCUACCCCCCCUGGGGCCCUGGUUGCUGUGGGGAGGGAGGGGUUUGUGGCCAGGAAGGUUCAUGAUGGGGAGGGAGGGGCUUGCCGGGGGUACUGGGAGGUGGAGGUGGGGGACAGCCUGUACUGGGAGCUGGGGGUGCUGAGUAAGACUGUGAGGGGCAGAGUGAGACAGGAGAGGCUGGAGAGACUCCCUGAGGGGGGGUGCUCGGCUCUGGGGAGAUCUGGGGAGCGGUAUCACCCCAGCGAGGCCAAUACUGUGAUCCAUAACUUGGGUGUGACACCGACAGUGGUUGGGGUCUAUCUGGAUCUAGAAGGGGAGAGUCUCUCAUUUUAUAGUGUCAAUUCAAUGGCCCUUAUUCUGAAGAUUCCUGUAGAAGGUUCUGAGAGAUUGUUCCCAUUCCUCAGCCCUGGUCUCGCUGUGGGGAAGGACCAAGGGAAACCCCUCAGCAUCUGCCCCCGCAGCGACUGGGAUUUCCCCCAGAAAUUAGGAGUUAGUGGGUCUGUUAGACAGGGAGAUUCCAGAGCCCCUGCACAGACCUCUGCCCCGAAUGAUGGGAAGGAGGCAGAAAACAACACAGAACCACCUGUCACAGGAAAAACAGCCCCAUCGCCUGGACAGCACCCAGCCCCUGAAGACAAGGAUGUGAAAAAAAACAGGGCAAGGCCAUCUGUGGGAGAAUAUUUCCAAAAGCUCCUGCCCACGACAUGGAGGAUGGGGGAUAAAACAGAGCAGGUGCAUCAACAACUGGAAACACCUCCCAGACAGAAGGGGAAAAAGAACAGCCAAACACCCCAGGUCUGAAACCCACCUGCCGAACUCCUCCCAUGGGGCAAAGGGAAUCAUGAAAGAAAAACAUGAAGAACUUGACUCCAGAAGGGUCUAUGUAGCUGACUCUUCUCCCAGGCAUACAAGGGCCAGGAAAUACACUGGGGGAAUCAGACACAAAUGCUGACACCUGGGAAAGAACCUUGCUCUAAUGGGAAAGUGGGGAAAUGGCAACACGUCAGAUGUUUCCUCCCCAACCCAAACUCAAAAGAGAACCAUAGCAAUUCAUGAUAAUGCUUUAAACCAAUCCCUUGUUAAAUCAGAAUGUGCUAAUUGGUGGGAACUGCGUUAACAGGACUGUUAAAUGUAGGAAAUUCAAAACACACUGGUUGGUUGGGGGAUGCAGAGGGGAAAGGUCUCACAGUGGCACUGACUCACUCCCAUUGCAGACACACACACACACUGCUCUUGCCAGCUUCAGACCGUGCGAGUGGGUGACAGGAUCUGUGUAUCAGACUGGAUUGUGAUAGCUUCACACUGAGCUGCACCCUGAGGGCUGAACUCCGCCCCCUGCCCAAACCCAGAGUCCUCCUCUGGGCUCUAGCAGGGCUGGCUGGUCUCACUGGGAGCAGGGAUGAUGGACAAUGCUGCAGAAGCUUCUCAUGGAAUAAGGACGUGGGGAAGUUCAGACACAGCUGGAAAUUGUAGUGAGGGGGUGUGGUGCAGGAGGGGAACAGGCUGCCAGUCGCAGCAUUGCCAAGGCCCAUGAUAAAGCCCCAGCUCCUGGAGUCCUGGGAUUGUGGGAGAAUCUCAGCUUUGGUUUAAAACAAAUAAAAGUAAGUUUCUAGCCUGUG
Molecule: messenger RNA, 2852 nt
Organism: Malaclemys terrapin pileata
Lineage: Eukaryota; Metazoa; Chordata; Testudines; Emydidae
Product: butyrophilin subfamily 3 member A1-like
Exons: 12
Coding region: 148-2034 (628 amino acids)
Molecular function (GO): protein binding
Source: RefSeq, a predicted model, not a curated record